AUGAUGGACUUUUCCGACUUUGAAAUCAUUGACCCAAUUGCCGAGUUUGGCCCCGAGAGCAGCGAUGACGAGGAUGCUCCCCAGCCAUCAAUCCCCCAUCUCCAGGGCGGUCAUCCUCCGUGGCAGGGCCAUGAGGGUAAGCUAGUCGGUGUUGUUGACAUGGGAAGCAAUGGCAUUCGUCUCUCCAUAUCCGACCUUUCGAGCCCAAAUGCUCGCAUGCUGCCGACCGUCUACCAGUACCGCGCCUCAAUCUCACUGUACGACUCUCAAUAUGACCCCGAGACGGGCGAAAAGAUCCCCAUCCCCGACGAUGUCAUCAAGUCUGUCGUCUCUGUUUUGAGUAGGUUCGUUGUUAUCUGCGAGGAUUUCAGCUGUAAGAGGGAGAAUGUCCAUGUCAUCGCGACCGAAGCUACGCGCGCCGCAAAGAACUCCAAGGCGUUUCUGGCUGCCAUUAAAGACAAGACAGGCCUCAACGUUGAGCUUUUACCCAAGGAGGAGGAAGGCCAAAUUGGCGCUUUGGGCAUUGCCAGUGGUUUCUCCAACAUGGAAGGUCUCGUCAUGGACCUUGGAGGUGGCAGCACCCAGAUCACCUGGAUGCUCAGCUCACGCGGCCAGGUCCGCAUCAGUCCCAAGGGAAGCUUCAGUUUCCCCUACGGAGCCGCUGCUUUGACCAAGAAGCUCCAUGAUCUCCGGGAUGGCAAGAAGAAGGACGAAGCUGAUGCUGCCGUCAAGGCAUUUGAGCAAGAGAUGAUUGCCAACUUUAGAGAUGCUUACCACAACCUCCAGAUCCCUGCGGAAAUGGUCGAAAAGGCUCAGAAGGAAGGUGGAUACCGUAUCUAUCUCUCUGGCGGCGGUUUCAGAGGAUGGGGAUACCUGCUUCUCUAUCUUAACCAGACGGAUGGCAGCUAUUAUCCCAUUUCCAUCAUCAAUGGCUACACGGCCAAGCGCAAGCAGUUCGAAGAUACCGAAGCCCUCAAGCAUGUCGCUCAUGCCGCCAAGGACAUCUUCCGUGUCUCUGAUCGUAGACGAUCUCAGGUCCCCGCUGUCGCAUUCCUUGUCAAUGUACUCUCUGAAUCAAUUCCCGGAGGUAUUAGGGAAGCGCACUUCUGCCAGGGUGGCGUAAGAGAGGGAUUCCUGUUCAAACAGCUGCCAACCUCCGUUCGAGCUAUGUCACCCUUGGAGGUAGCAACGGGUUACUUCGCGCCAGGCUCGCGACACCUUAUCCAGCAGCUGCUCAAGAGCUCAAUCCCUAGAGCUUCAAAGAAGAAGGAGUUCCCAGAGGAGUUUGGCGAGCCUGUUGUGGAUUCGUUUGCCAAUUCCAUGUACCUCCACAUGUUCAUGUCCAAGGAAACCGCCUCGACGACCGCGCUGUACUCGACCAGCGUCGGAGUCAUGUCUUCGAUCCACGGUGUCUCGCACCAAGACCGUGCUAGACUUGCAUUGAUGCUCGAAUCCAGAUAUGGCGGCGAACUUCCGCCCCGAGAGCUGGAGUUCCGCGAGUCUCUCCGUGAGAUGCUCACACCCGAAGAAGUCUGGUGGGCGUCUUACCUCGGCAGAGUAGGACAACUCAUCACAGCACUCUACCCAGCCGGAAAGAUCCACAAGUCUAAGCCGCGUGUGGUCUUUACUGCACAGUGGUCGUACGCUCUGGGCAAGAAGAAGAACAAGGAGGGUCUCCUGCUCACCAUCUCGGUGCAAAAGACAAAGAAUGACCCUGCCAGGACCAAAGAGACGGUCGAGGAGGCGGCUAGUGACGUGGAAAAGAUUGGUAAAAAGAAGAACUGGAUUGGUGAUGAUGAGCCUUGGGGUAUGAAGGUUAAGGUUAGGGUUGUUGAAGAGGGGAUCCUGUCUGAGGAUGGUGACGAGUAA
Fusarium graminearum PH-1 is the source of this 1869-nucleotide messenger RNA. RefSeq lists its product as uncharacterized. The coding region runs from base 1 to 1869 and encodes 622 amino acids. Lineage: Eukaryota; Fungi; Ascomycota; Sordariomycetes; Hypocreales; Nectriaceae. The record is from RefSeq and is a predicted model, not a curated record. The transcript has 2 exons. Gene Ontology annotation, biological process: regulation of transcription by RNA polymerase II.